GAAGCACAAAAAUAACGAACCAGGACCAGAAAGAAAAUGUUGAACAGCACGAUGAUGCUGACGCAAACAGGGAACAAGUUUUCUCAGGAGGGCCUACGACUAAGCAAAACAACAACAUCAACAUCUUCAGGGAGGACAAGGAUGGGAAUGGAGAGGAAAAAAUGCUGCUCAAUGACGCUGGUCAUGGUCUAGCUGAC
This is a messenger RNA of Amoebophrya sp. A25, 197 nucleotides long. NCBI's taxonomy places the organism in Eukaryota, Dinophyceae, Syndiniales, Amoebophryaceae. The record is from the annotation of a GenBank genome assembly.